AAGACGUACUGCGUCAGUCACAUGAGUUUUAGUCCUAAAUGCACGUUUGUCAGAUGUCAAGGAUUUAUCGCAGAUCUCCUUAGUUUUUAAUUGUUUGCGAGUGAAAACCGAGCCGGAAGUGUUUAGUAUGGGUUUAGAAGCCUGGUACAUGGACGGCUCAGACGAGGACCAGAGGAAGCCCCAUAGACUGAACCCGAAUCAGUCCGUCUCCCUGGACGAAUUGAGGAAGCUCGGAGUUUUCUACUGGAAACUGAAUGCUGAUACCUAUGAAACAGAUCCAGAGUUGGAAAAGAUCCGAAAAGAGCAAGGAUACUCCUACAUGGACAUUAUUACAAUUGAAAGGGACAGACUACCCAACUACGAGGAAAAGCUGAAGAUGUUCUAUGAGGAACAUUUACAUUUGGAUGAUGAGAUCCGCUACAUCCUGGAAGGACAGGCCUACUUUGAUGUCCGGGACAGUGAGGACCGAUGGAUCCGAAUCGCCAUGAAAAAGGGAGACUUGAUCACCCUGCCGGCCGGCAUCUACCACCGCUUCACCCUGGAUGAGACGAACUUCACCAAAGCCAUGCGGCUGUUUGUCGGGGAGCCGGUGUGGAAGGCCUACAACCGGCCGGCAGAUGACUUCGACAUCCGGCAGAAAUAUGUGGCCUCGCUGCAGGGAUCCUGAAAGGCUGCAGAUACUUAAGCUUUUGAUUUUACCUGGGUUUGAGGUGAAGAAGUUUGAAGUUAUUUGACUAAAAGGUAACUUCUUUGCCAGCAACAAAAGACGAGUGCCUUCAUUUGUAACAAAUAAAGCAUUAGUCUAAUUUCUAAUUCCAAGCUCAGGAAAGAAACAAAAUAGUGUUCAUGACAGAUCAAUGUACAUUUUUAAUACGCUAGUAAUAAAUCUGCUACUAUUAA
Molecule: messenger RNA, 900 nt
Organism: Gambusia affinis (western mosquitofish)
Lineage: Eukaryota; Metazoa; Chordata; Actinopteri; Cyprinodontiformes; Poeciliidae
Gene: adi1
Product: acireductone dioxygenase 1
Exons: 4
Coding region: 128-667 (179 amino acids)
Molecular function (GO): acireductone dioxygenase [iron(II)-requiring] activity
Source: RefSeq, a predicted model, not a curated record